AUGGGAACUAUACAUCUUGCUAAUAAUCUCUUUCAAAAACUAUUGCAAUUAAAUUAUUAUAUUACAACUAUUGAAUCGUGUACUGGGGGACUCCUGGCAAAUCUAAUAACAGAUAUUUCUGGAUCUAGCCAAGUUUUUUGGGGUGGUCGAGUGGUUUAUGAUAAUAAGGCCAAAAUUGCAUUAGGUGUUAAACCUUCAAUCAUUGAAUCUUAUGGUGUUGUAUCUUAUGAAACUGCACACUCUUUGGCUGAGAAUGGUGGUGUUUGUUGGAUAGGAAUUGCUUCAAGUAAUAAGGAUACCAUUUUUUAG
This is a messenger RNA of Diversispora eburnea, 309 nucleotides long. The record is from the annotation of a GenBank genome assembly. Lineage: Eukaryota; Fungi; Glomeromycota; Glomeromycetes; Diversisporales; Diversisporaceae.